CCCGCUUUCUCUUCUCAGCCUGCCGGUGCCUUGCUGCAACUCUCUGCCGCCUUGUAGCGUGGCGAUGCCCAGCUCGUUGCUCGCUGGAGCCUCGUUGUGCACCAGCGUGGUGUGCGUGACCUCAGGGGAUCUAUGUUUCAAACCACGCUU
Molecule: messenger RNA, 150 nt
Organism: Closterium sp. Yama58-4
Lineage: Eukaryota; Viridiplantae; Streptophyta; Zygnematophyceae; Desmidiales; Closteriaceae
Source: the annotation of a GenBank genome assembly